AUGGUUGAAGGUUCAGACUCUGAGAAGAUGUUUAUCUCCUAUAACAAUAUCCAUAAAUCUUGUCAAAAGAUCGCUAGUCAAAUCAUGGCGAAGGGAGAAAGACCUGACGUGAUCAUUGCCAUCACUGGCGGAGGUAUGAUUCCUGCUAGAAUCAUCAGAUCCUUUUUGAAAAGUCGUGGUGAAAAGAACAUUCCUAUCCAAGCUAUCGGUCUCUCGCUAUAUGAGGAUCUUGGGCUAGACGAUCAUGUCGAAUCUAUUGGCAAAGAGGUGAUUAGAACUCAGUGGUUAGACUUUGGAUCUCUCGAACAACAUUUUGAUUCCUUGAUCGGCAAAAGAGUAUUGAUCGUCGACGAAGUGGAUGACACCAGAACGACUUUGCACUAUGCUGUCACUGAACUCGAGAAAGAAGUCAAAGAGCAGCAGAUCAAGCUAAACAGACUAGGUGAGGAGACCGUUUUCUCGAUUUUCGUGCUUCACAACAAAGAUAAGCCCAAGAAGGCUUCGCUACCCGCCGAAAUGAUGGACAAAGGCCGUUAUUUAGCAGCUGAGACUGUCCCUGAUGUGUGGUUGUGCUAUCCUUGGGAGGCAAUUGACAUUGAGGAGCACACUGAGCUCGCAAUAAAGCAGGGAAACAACUGA
Messenger RNA from Lachancea sp. 'fantastica', 639 nucleotides. NCBI's taxonomy places the organism in Eukaryota, Fungi, Ascomycota, Saccharomycetes, Saccharomycetales, Saccharomycetaceae. The record is from the annotation of a GenBank genome assembly.